CCCAAACACACACAAAACGCAUUUCAUUUGCCACAGACUCAUCUGUCCGCGUAAUGACACAUAAACAGUCACAUUAACCAAACCAAGCAGACGACCAUGGAUGACUGUUCACCCAUCGAAUCCUUCCCUAACCUCCACCACCAUCGCCAACGCCCAUCCCUUCACCUCACUUUGCCCAACCUGCAGAGCCCAGAAGCCGGGUAUCAACCUGCGCUGGACCCCCUGGAGCAGUACGGAACCAGGGGGGAACAAUCUGCCGCGUCUUUCUCGAAUUCAAGCAGCUCCUCUGGGGGGAGAAAGGGGAGCAGCGGCGGAGAUAGAGGAUUCCAAAACACAAGUGGUAGAGGUAUGGGUGGAGAUGAUGGCUUGAGAGGCCAUCGGGACAGAGAUGGCGGGCCGGGCGGUCAGUUCACUGACGCCUGGGUUGUUGGCAUCAAGAAAGAAGAAGUAUGGGAAGACGGUGAAAGCUCUACAGAUGUAUUUUACAGUAAAGCCGAUUGCUACAAUAACCCAAAUGGGGCUUUUUACACCAUGAACUGUGACAGCGAGGAAGGACUCAGUUGUAAACUCAGAGCAAAUUAUAAUAACUAUACCCAGGUUAGCUGUGAUGCUAAAAGUGAAGCGGUUUACAAUAGGGAGGCUAAUUUUAGCCACUUUACGAGGUGCCCCAGUAGGAGUGCUGCAGGCAGCUUGAGCGACAGCACCGUCGGUUAUUGUCGGACAGAUUCAAGAGUGAGCGAUAACUAUUCAGGAAGAGAGGAAGACUAUGGGUCCAGCUGUGGGUCGGGCGAGGAUCAGCUGCAGCAAGCAGAGGUGGAGGCUCACUGGCUCAGUAUGUCUCCCUUGAGUCAGACCGGAGAAGGGAGGUGGAGAGGAGAAGCAGAGGGGGGCCUGCCCCUGAGGUCACCUAUCACCAUCAGCAGCGGGACGUACACUCAGAAACUGGACUCCUUCUCCGAGGCGUUCCUCUCCCAGCGAAAGAGACGGUUCCCCGUGAUUCAAAGUGGGGAUUCCUCUGGACUGUUGUGGGAGUUUGGCGAAACGCCUGGAUUCGUCAACUCGAGUCACGGCUGUGCUUUUGAUUCAGACCCCUACCUGCCGCCUGUCUCCUUCUCUUCCCCAGUUCACCACUCACUUCCAUCCUUCCCCUCUCCUCCCACAUCGUCUCACCUCGUGUCUUCAGUUCUCAGUCCUCCUCCCACACCUCUACCCCCUCCUUCUCACUCGCCCUCCAAAAUGGACUCUCCCAGCGCGUCUGGAGGAAGUGGCCAAGAAUCAAUUGGCCCGCUCCAGUUUUUCACAUCCCACCUUCAGCCUCUCCCAUCUGUCCAUUGCUCUGGGAUGAUGUGGAAGUUUCCUGUGCUGUCGCACAGCUUUCCACAGACGUCAGGUGACCCCAGCAGCAGUGACAACAACUUAAGAUCUUCCCAUGUUUCUCAUUAUGGAAAUAUUACUGCUGUACAUGACACCCUACAGGCUCCUGAGUCUCCAUUCCUCACUUCCCCAUUCCAUCAUUCGUCCCUCCACCCUUCACCCAGAGACCUCUGUCCCUUGAACGCUGCAUCCCUCCAUCUUCUCUCUCCUCCAUCUCACCUCACCGGCCCAAGUAACGAGGCAGCAGAAGACACAGCUCCUUACUUGGUGAGCCAGAAAGCAAAGAUGGGAUCAGCCGCUGUGCAGCAACAAGCCUCUCCGGUCUAUACCGGAACUCCAUUUCCCAGUGUCCUUCACCCGAUCAGGGGCCGGAAGAAGGGCCACUACACUCCACGACCCCUGCUCAAUCCAAUCCGCAGAGGGACGGGGCUGUACUCCUCCCUCUUACCGUUCCAUCACAAAGAGGAUAAACUGGCAUUCAGAGAAGUGGAAGAGGAUUGUGGUGUUUUACGGUGUGUGAAUGUAGGGUUUGAGUUCCAGGCAGAGCUUCCACCAUGCUGCGUUCAGGGCAAUGGGUCAGAGGCUUGGUCCCCAGAUGACCAAGCUCCCAGGGAACAGCUGCUCUGGAAACCAUUGCUGGAGCUGGAGGAGAGUGCCAACUUACAAAAUCAAGUGGACAAGCUGCUUUCAUUGUGUAGUUCGAGCUGUCUACCAGGAGGGGGCAGUAACACCGAGCUGGCUCUGCACUGUCUGCACCAUUGUCAGGGGAACACAAUGGCCACGGUGGAGAUGCUGCUGUUCUGGCAGCCCUCUUCAGCAGGAGACUACCACUACUCUGGGAGUGAUUUUUGGACAGACGCUGAAAAGAGUCUCUUCGGUGCAGCUCUGGGUACCUACGGGAAAGACUUCUCACUCAUACACAAAAUGGUAAGGACCAAGACGGUGAGCCAGUGUAUUGAGUUUUACUACCUGAGCAAGAAACUUGUGGACAAGCAGAGGAAACAGCAGGAGGAAGAGAACAGAGAUGAAGAGUUGCAGCAGCAGAAAAGUGUGACGCCCAUCUGUCAGCCAGCGGAGAGACGGUUUGGGCAGGCAGAGGCGGUCCCCGCGCCCUCAUUGGCCAGCUUCUUCCCCUGCAAGCUGUGUGGCAAAAUGUUCUACAAAAUCAAAUCCCGUAACGCUCACAUGAAGAUCCACCGGCAGCCUCAGGAGGACUGGGGCGACAGGCGGCUGCAGCACCAGAUCCUCACGCAGCGUCUGGCCCUCAGCCGCUCCGCCAACCCCAUGCCCACCUCAGGCAGUAACCUGCUCCCACCUCAUGCUCCAGCUCUGACCUUUGCCUCCUCUGGAACAUCACACACCAGCAGCAAUGCAGACAUUAUCCUCAACUCUAUAACCAGCAGCAACACCAGCACUCCCAGCGCUGCCCGAGGUCCCAGAACGGCAGUAACAUAUAACAACGUCCCUGCGUCAAACUCCCGUGUGAUCACCAGUGUUGACGCUGGUGACUCAAAUCAAAGAGAGCCCACCUCUGUCUUACCUUUCCACCAGACAUGGAGCUCAUAUGGACCCGGUCCCACUCAGGCUGUCUUCUUCUGCAACACAGAUGGGAAAGAGGAGCCUGGAGAUGGGACAGUGGGAGGAAAAGAGCCAAUCAACUGGCAGUAGCUUUUAAAUCUCCCAAAAGCAUUACUACCGCUGAAGUCAAACUAUAAUUUACACUUCAAGAUUAUGUAUCUUUUUGCUGUAACACUUUCCAUUUUUGACCUUCAAAUAGCCGCUUUAAAAUUAGUUUGAUGGGUCACUGACUUGGAAUAGUGAGAAUGGUUCAGCUUCCAUUUCCCACGCCUCAACCCCCGACAUCUGUUCUUGCUCUAUGUAGCUUUGGUGAUCUAGCCCAGCAAGCUCAAGAGUUACACCGAACUGUAGAUUAGUUAAAAAGACAGCGACAUCAUUUAAAACCAGCGCUUACCUCCAACUUUCUAAGCAGAGUUUGGUGUGUUUGUUUCAUCAGCAGCUGUUCUUGUUCAGAAAGCUAGUAAGUGAUACCCACCAGUUGUGUUUAAGGGACUAUGCAUACAGAGCUCUGGUCAAGAUAUUACGAAGCUAAAUGAGUCCAACCGAAUGAAUCACCACAUGUGGGUGCAGGGGGCGCUGUAGCUCAGUAAAAGAAAGAGAUUUUUUUUUGUAAAUUGUGCAUUUGAAUAAAAUUUGUAACCUUGA
Molecule: messenger RNA, 3597 nt
Organism: Platichthys flesus (European flounder)
Lineage: Eukaryota; Metazoa; Chordata; Actinopteri; Pleuronectiformes; Pleuronectidae
Exons: 11
Coding region: 97-3042 (981 amino acids)
Biological process (GO): regulation of transcription by RNA polymerase II; negative regulation of DNA-templated transcription
Cellular component (GO): transcription regulator complex; histone deacetylase complex
Molecular function (GO): transcription corepressor activity
Source: RefSeq, a predicted model, not a curated record